Messenger RNA from Rhizophagus irregularis DAOM 181602=DAOM 197198, 642 nucleotides. RefSeq lists its product as uncharacterized. Gene Ontology annotation, biological process: protein phosphorylation; signal transduction. The record is from RefSeq and is a predicted model, not a curated record. NCBI's taxonomy places the organism in Eukaryota, Fungi, Glomeromycota, Glomeromycetes, Glomerales, Glomeraceae. Gene Ontology annotation, molecular function: protein kinase activity; ATP binding. Gene Ontology annotation, cellular component: cytoplasm.
AAUUAAGAUUCGCCAGAGAAAUUGCAAAUGCGAUUUCAUGGUUACAUGAUGAUAAGGAGAUCAUACACGGAGAUCUUCAUCCCAAUAAUAUCUUAAUAAAUGAUGGUAAAAUAAAGGUAGCAGAUUUUGGCCGCUCAUGUCAAAAAAAAGAAUCAGUUAGUCAUAUUAAAGCAUAUGGUGUAAUACCCUAUAUGGAUCCCAAAUUUUUUGAGCAGAACCUAAGUUCACCUGAAAUUCAAAAUUAUGGUUUGACCGAAAAAUCAGAUAUAUAUAGUUUAGGGGUAUUAUUUUGGGAAUUAACAAGUCGUUCAUCACCUUUCAAUUUCGAAAAAAGAUUUGAACGUGAUUCUAUUAAAUUGAUGAUUCUUAAUCGUGUAAGAGAAAAUCCUAUUCCAAAAACAAAUGAUAAAUUCAUUUCACUUUAUAAAAAAUGUUGGCAACAUGAACCAGACGAAAGACCACCUAUUUGUCAAGUAAUUGAAGAACUUGAUAGCAUUGAUCCUAUAAUCAACAAUAUAUCAACUGAUUCUAACAAAAGUAAAAUAACACAAGAUAAAGAUUCUGACUUGAACAUUACGACAUAUAGUAGAUAGAUUAUUCCAUUUUAUAUUAUUUUCUUUUUUUUUUCAUUUACGAAUACAA